Molecule: messenger RNA, 1569 nt
Organism: Vespa crabro (European hornet)
Lineage: Eukaryota; Metazoa; Arthropoda; Insecta; Hymenoptera; Vespidae
Gene: Ercc1
Product: DNA excision repair protein ERCC-1
Exons: 4
Coding region: 57-899 (280 amino acids)
Biological process (GO): mitotic recombination; meiotic mismatch repair; nucleotide-excision repair
Cellular component (GO): ERCC4-ERCC1 complex; nucleus; nucleotide-excision repair factor 1 complex
Molecular function (GO): single-stranded DNA binding; damaged DNA binding
Source: RefSeq, a predicted model, not a curated record
AUAAACUAGUAUUAUAUCUUAAUGAGAUCUUUAUUCGAUAUGUUUCUUUUUUAACAAUGAGCAAUAAAAGAGAGAGUACUAAUUGUCAAAAUUCUUUAUCAUCCAAACAAAUAAAACCUAAUGAAUGUGCUGAAAAUCCAGGACCGUCGACAAAAAAGACUAAUGUACGACUUAAUACUCUUCUUGUUAGUCCAAAACAAAAAGGGAAUCCUUUGUUGAAAUUUAUAAUCAAUAUACCUUGGGAAUAUUCUGAGAUUGUACCAGAUUAUGUGAUGGGAAAGACUACAUGUGCUCUUUUUUUAUCGAUAAGAUAUCAUCAAUUAAAUCCAGAUUACAUUCAUGAUCGUUUGAAAUUAUUAGGCAAUGCGUACAACCUUCGAGUACUUUUGGUUCAGGUAGAUGUUGCUGAUCCACAUCAUGCAUUAAAACAUUUGACACGGAUAUGUAUACUUGCUGAUUUAACGUUAAUGUUAGCUUGGAACGCAGAGGAUGCAGGAAAGAUUAUAGAAACUUAUAAAAUUUAUGAGAACAAACCACCUGAUAUAAUAAUGGAUCGCAGCGGAACAGCUCCUUAUCAAAAAGUAUAUAUAGAUUGGUGGUUUUUUUUUGUUGUUGUCUUAAUAUAUUGUAUUUUACAUACUAGAAUACAAUACAAUACAAACAUACUUAUUUUCUCUAUAUUUUUGUUUUUACAGUUGAUUAACGCUUUUACUACGGUUAGGUCUGUUAACAAGACAGAUGCAACUACACUUUUGUCAACAUUUGGCACAUUGAAAGAUAUAGCUAAUGCAUCAACUGAUACCUUAGCUUUAUGUCCUGGAUUUAGUUUUUUAAAAGCAGAACGACUACAUAAAGUAUUGCAUGAGCCAUUUUUACAAAUGGAAAAAUCAGAAAAAUAACGUUUAAUACAUAUUUAUUAAGAAUAUUUAUUAUUUCUAUUAAUAUAAGUGUUUUUAUAUGUUAGAUGAUAUUUUUUCAUAAAUUAGCAAGAUAUUGUUAAAAAUAAAUGAAUGUGAUCCAAAAUUAUGUGUAAGAUUUAUUUAAGAACACAUGUAUGUGGAUAUAGUUUUACAAAAAUAAUCACUGAAAGAAAUCAAAUAAAAAUUUACCUGAAUCUUACAGAAUUAUUGUUACCAUUAUUCUUCCAAAUAUUCGAUAUUACCAAUAAAUUAUAGAAUACACUAGAACAUCCAGCAUUCGAAUAUUAUAAUAAUUGAACGUUCUACUUGAUUCUAUUAUUCAAACAGUAUGUCUUUUAGCAACAAGUGUCUUACUCUGCCACGUAGUACACGUAAAAUGAUACAAUGUACGUUUUAUCUUUGAUCAAACGAAUUUUGACAAUAAAAAAAUAAUAUAAAGAUAACAAUACACGACAUGACUAUAGCAAUUAAAUGGAAACGAAUAAAAUUUAACAUCCGAAACGUGAUCAUGCGUUAUCUGAAAAUCCCAUUAUUCGAACAUUUUUGUCUUCCUAUUAAUUCGUAUACGAGAAAUUCUAUUGUAAAAAUUAUGGCGCUAGGAAAUAAAAAGCAAUUAAAAUAAAAAUUAAUAAAUUCGAAUAGAAAGGAA